Messenger RNA from Condylura cristata (star-nosed mole), 159 nucleotides. RefSeq names its product phospholamban (gene PLN). Gene Ontology annotation, molecular function: ATPase inhibitor activity. Gene Ontology annotation, biological process: negative regulation of heart rate; negative regulation of calcium ion import into sarcoplasmic reticulum; negative regulation of ATPase-coupled calcium transmembrane transporter activity. The transcript has a single exon. Bases 1 to 159 code for a protein of 52 amino acids. Gene Ontology annotation, cellular component: sarcoplasmic reticulum; membrane. NCBI's taxonomy places the organism in Eukaryota, Metazoa, Chordata, Mammalia, Eulipotyphla, Talpidae. The record is from RefSeq and is a predicted model, not a curated record.
AUGGAGAAAGUCCAGUACCUCACUCGCUCUGCUAUAAGAAGAGCAUCAACUAUUGAAAUGCCUCAGCAAGCACGUCAAAAUCUCCAGAACUUAUUUGUCAAUUUCUGUCUCAUCUUAAUAUGCCUCUUGCUGAUCUGCAUCAUCGUGAUGCUUCUCUGA